AUGUGGGCCGCUCUGAGAUUAGCCCUGCGGCCCUGCGCCCGCGCCGCUGCCCCAGCGCUGCGUUCCUAUCAUGGGGACUCCGUGGCUACCCUGGGCACCCCACUGGACUCCAGCUCUGCCAUCUACCAGGAAAACUACAAACAGAUGAAAGCAUUAGUAAAUCAACUCCAUGAGCGAGCACAAAACAUCAGACUAGGAGGUGAUGAGAAAGCCAGAGCACGCCACAUAUCAAGAGGAAAACUGUUACCCAGAGAAAGAGUUGACAAUCUUAUAGACCCAGGGUCUCCAUUCCUGGAAUUAUCACAGUUUGCAGGUUACCAGUUGUAUGGUGAUGAGGAGGUCCCUGCAGGUGGCAUUAUUACAGGCAUUGGGAGAGUGUCAGGAAUAGAAUGCAUGAUUGUUGCCAACGAUGCCACAGUCAAGGGCGGUACCUACUACCCGGUAACUGUGAAGAAACACUUGAGAGCACAAGAGAUUGCGGCGCAGAACAGGCUUCCCUGCGUCUACUUGGUUGACUCAGGAGGGGCAAAUUUACCUCGACAAGCAGAGGUAUUUCCAGAUCGAGAUCACUUUGGCCGAAUAUUCUACAAUCAGGCAGUUAUGUCUUCUAAAGGCAUUACACAGAUAGCAGUGGUCAUGGGCUCCUGCACAGCAGGAGGGGCCUACGUGCCUGCAAUGGCUGAUGAAAACAUCAUCGUCCGCAAGCAGGGUACCAUUUUCUUGGGUGGACCUCCCUUGGUUAAAGCAGCCACUGGAGAAGAGGUGUCGGCUGAGGAUCUUGGAGGGGCUGAUCUUCACUGCAGAAAGUCUGGAGUAAGUGACUACUACGCUUUGGAUGAUAAGCAUGCCCUUCACUUAGCUAGGAAGAUUGUGAGGAGUCUAAAUUAUCAGAAGAAAAUGGAUGUUACCAUUGAACCUUCUGAAGAUCCUUUAUUUCCUGCUGAUGAAUUGUAUGGAAUAGUUGGUGCCAACCUUAAGAGGAACUUUGAUGUCCGAGAGGUCAUUGCUAGAAUCGUGGAUGGAAGCAGGUUCAAUGAGUUCAAAGCCUUAUAUGGAGACACAUUAGUUACAGGAUUUGCUAGAAUAUUUGGAUACCCAAUAGGUAUCGUUGGAAACAAUGGAGUUCUCUUUUCUGAAUCGGCAAAAAAGGGGGCUCAUUUUAUCCAGUUAUGCUGCCAAAGGAAUAUUCCUCUUCUCUUCCUUCAAAAUAUUACUGGAUUUAUGGUUGGUCGAGACUAUGAAGCUGAAGGCAUUGCCAAGGAUGGUGCCAAGAUGGUGACUGCUGUAGCUUGUGCCAACGUGCCGAAGAUAACUGUCAUCAUUGGGGGAUCUUACGGGGCUGGAAACUAUGGGAUGUGUGGCAGAGCGUAUAGCCCAAGAUUUCUCUACUUGUGGCCAAAUGCUCGCAUCUCAGUGAUGGGAGGAGAGCAGGCAGCUAACGUGUUGGCGACAGUAGCAAAGGACCAAAGAGCGCGGGAAGGGAAACAGUUCUCCAGUGCUGAUGAAGCAGCUUUAAAAGAGCCCAUCAUUAAGAGGUUUGAAGAGGAAGGAAACCCUUACUAUUCCAGUGCAAGGCUGUGGGAUGAUGGGAUUAUCGAUCCAGUGGACACCAGGCUGGUCCUGGGCCUCAGUCUUAGUGCUGCCCUCAAUGCACCCAUCCAGAAGACUAACUUCGGCAUCUUGAGGAUGUGA
Messenger RNA from Rangifer tarandus platyrhynchus (Svalbard reindeer), 1692 nucleotides. The record is from the annotation of a GenBank genome assembly. NCBI's taxonomy places the organism in Eukaryota, Metazoa, Chordata, Mammalia, Artiodactyla, Cervidae.